GAGAGGAACAAGAGCAUCCCCCAGCUGUCCCGAGAGCUGAAAACUUUCCUCUGUCCUUUGGAAAAUGAUCCGGCUAUUCAGUGCUGUGAAGCAGACCUUGUGCAUGAAAUCAGUACUGCAGAGGCCCAAGAAGACCCUCAUCCCGUCAUCACUCCUUCCCACAGCCCACCAGAGAUUUUUCACAGCCUCUGCCGUUCCCCUGGCAAAAACGGAUGCUUGGCCAAAAGAUGUGGGCAUCCUCGCCCUGGAGGUCUACUUUCCUGCCCAGUACGUGGACCAGACGGAGCUGGAGAAGUAUGACAGUGUGGAAGCUGGCAAAUACACGGUGGGCUUAGGCCAGACCCAAAUGGGAUUCUGCUCUGUUCAAGAGGACAUCAACUCCCUGUGUUUGACAGUGGUGCAACGGCUGAUGGAGCGUACCAAGCUCCCUUGGAACGAUGUGGGGCGGCUGGAGGUGGGCACAGAGACUAUCAUUGAUAAGUCCAAGGCCGUCAAAACAGUGCUCAUGGAACUCUUCCAAGAUUCAGGGAACACAGACAUAGAGGGCAUUGAUACCACCAAUGCCUGCUAUGGAGGCACUGCCUCCCUCUUCAACGCUGCCAACUGGGUGGAAUCUAGCUCCUGGGACGGUCGCUAUGCUAUGGUGGUAUGUGGUGACAUCGCCGUCUACGCCAGUGGGAAUGCUCGAUCUACUGGUGGGGCAGGGGCUGUAGCCAUGCUAGUCGGGCCCAAUUCUCCCCUGGUCCUAGAACGAGGACUUAGAGGAACCCAUAUGGAGAAUGUGUACGACUUCUAUAAACCUGACCUGGCCUCAGAGUACCCUGUGGUGGAUGGGAAGCUCUCAAUCCAGUGCUACCUUCGAGCCUUAGAUCGAUGCUAUGCAUUUUAUCGAAAGAAAAUCCAGAAUCAGUGGAAACAAGCUGGCAUUGAGCGGCCUUUCACCCUGGAUGACUUCCAGUUCAUGAUUUUUCAUACACCUUUCUGCAAGCUAGUCCAGAAGUCCGUGGCACGUCUGGCAUUCAACGAUUUCCUGUCAGCCCAGAGCAAUGUUCAGAAUAGCCGCUACAAGGGUCUAGAGGCCUUCAGGGAUUUGAAGCUGGAGGAUACCUACUUCAACAAGGAUGUAGAGAAAGCUUUUCAAAAAGCCUCUCUGGAUAUAUUCAACCAGAAAACCAAAGCCUCACUCAACCUGUCCACUCUAAAUGGGAACAUGUAUACCUCUUCCCUCUAUGGGUGUCUGGCCUCCCUCCUCUCCCAACAUACUCCCCAGCAACUGGCCGGGGCCAGGAUCGGUGCCUUCUCUUACGGCUCUGGCUUGGCAGCAAGUUUAUUUUCCAUCCAAGUUUCCCAGGAUGCUACUCCAGGUUCCCCCCUGGAGAAAUUAGUGUCUAGUGUAUCAGACUUGCCCAAACGCCUGGCCUCCCGCAAGUGCGUGUCUCCUGAGGAAUUUUCUGAAGUCAUGAACCAGAGAGAGAAAUAUUCCCACGAAGUGAAUUUCUCUCCCCCUGGUGAUGUAAACAGCCUCUUCCCAGGCACGUGGUAUCUGGAGCGAGUGGAUGAGCUGCACCGCCGGAAGUAUGCACGGCGUCCUCUCUAAGGAGGAAAAGAUGGACCAGGUGCUGUGGUGAAUCACCAGGCCCGUUCAGCCACAUGGCGAAGUGAGCUCCAGGAGACACUGGCCAUGAGCGAUGCAGAAAGUCCACAUUACAGCUUCCAGCAGCAAAACUGUCUUCAACUACCAAAGCAUCACAUGGGCUGGAUCAAAGGCCCAACAUGAACACACAGCAUGGAGCUUUCCCUAGCAACACAUCCCAGUGAUGAACUCUUUGCUAAGCCUUUCUUUAGCCCUGCCCCUUUGAAGACCAGCAGCACCGCUCCCCACCCCUAUCCCCUGCUAUAUGAAACACAUUUAUGAGGCCAAGUUCAAAGGGCUUUCUUGGUGAAUGGGGAAGAAUAUGGAAGACACAAAGUGAAAUCUACCAUUUACCCCCAGGAGAGUAACAUGGGUAACAUCAUUGUGCUCAAUUUGAUCCAACAAGCAUCAUUAAGUUCCUACCUACUGUGUGCCAGGUACUAGGCUAGGAAUAGAAAGAUUCUAAAAUAAAAACAUUCCUUGCCCUCAAGGAACUUACUCUCUAAUUGGGAGAGAUAGGAAAUCUACACAAAUACAUUACUAUGUAGAAUAAGGGCAAAGUAGGAGUCUCAGCAAAUAAUAAUAACACAUUAAUACAA
Dromiciops gliroides (monito del monte) is the source of this 2232-nucleotide messenger RNA. RefSeq names its product 3-hydroxy-3-methylglutaryl-CoA synthase 2 (gene HMGCS2). The record is from RefSeq and is a predicted model, not a curated record. The transcript is spliced from 10 exons. The coding region runs from base 65 to 1597 and encodes 510 amino acids. Gene Ontology annotation, cellular component: mitochondrion. Gene Ontology annotation, molecular function: hydroxymethylglutaryl-CoA synthase activity. Gene Ontology annotation, biological process: acetyl-CoA metabolic process. NCBI's taxonomy places the organism in Eukaryota, Metazoa, Chordata, Mammalia, Microbiotheria, Microbiotheriidae.